Molecule: messenger RNA, 747 nt
Organism: Hydra vulgaris (swiftwater hydra)
Lineage: Eukaryota; Metazoa; Cnidaria; Hydrozoa; Anthoathecata; Hydridae
Source: RefSeq, a predicted model, not a curated record
AUGAAAAAAUUUAAAAAACUAUCACAAAGAGAUGAGUUUUUACUUGUUUUAAUGCGAUUAAGAUUAGGUCUUCUAAAUCAAGACUUAGCUGAUCGUUUUGGCAUAUCCCCAGCAUUGUGUUCUCGUACAUUCACAACUUGGAUUAAAAUGUUAAGUCAAGUUUUAGGACAAGCAUUAGUUGUAUGGCUUCCACGUGAAUCUAUUCGUAACAUUCUGCCACCUGUUUUUGUGAAAGCUGGUUAUCAAAAAUGUAGAGUGAUUCUUGAUUGUGCAGAAGUGUUUAUAGAGCGUUCAAAGUCCCUUGAUAAGCAAUCAAGCACCUGGUCAGAAUAUAAGCAUCAUAAUACAUUUAAAUUUUUAAUAGGUGUUAGUCCAACUGGAUAUAUUACAUUUCUUUCUUCAUGUUAUGGUGGAAGAGCAAGUGAUAGGUUUAUUACAAGAGAUGGUGGUAUAUAUAAUCUACUAGUGAGAGAUGAUGAAGUUAUGGCUGAUCAAGUUGUUCCACCUGGUGCCCGCUUGAAAAGUCAAUUAACCACCAAAGAAGUUCAAAAAACUAAACAUGUUGCAAAUCUAAGAAUACAUGUAGAGCGAGCUAUUAACAGAAUUAAAACAUACAGAAUUCUAAAUGGAAGUAUGUCAAUUAGCAUGCUGCAACAUGCAGAUGACAUUUUACUAACAUGUGGUGCACUUUGUAAUUUAAAACCAAAACUGAUAGCAGACCCUAAACCAAAAAUAAGUACUCAUUAA